AUGUCUACAGAUACUGCAGCCGAAGAACUAAUCUCUAAUUCUUUUAACGUCAUUAGUGGUAAUACUUUACCUACUUGGUUAAAAUACUCGAAACCAACUAUUGAUAAUCCAUUUGGCUUAGAAUUAUGGCCAAUUUUUUCCAAAGUAUUUGAAUGUAUCAAAGGGUACCCAGCUGAAGAAUUUAAGUUUAUCCACAAUGAAACUUUUCUAGCUAAUUUUUACCAAGCAGUUUCCAUAAUUAUAGUAUAUUAUAUUGUUGUCUUUGGUGGACAAUCCAUCUUGAGGAAAUUGGAUGCCAAACCGAUGAGAUUCUCAUUAUUAUUCCAAUUGCAUAACAUUGUUUUAACUAGUGCGUCAUUAAUAUUGUUUUUAUUGUUAGUUGAGCAAAUAAUUCCAAUGGUUUAUAGACAUGGUUUGUUCUAUGCUAUUUGUUCUCCACAAGCUUUUGCACCUAAGUUGAUUGCGAUUUAUUAUUUGAAUUACUUGACUAAAUUUUUGGAAUUGAUUGAUACUGUAUUUUUAGUUUUGAAAAGAAAGAAGUUGUUAUUUUUGCAUACUUAUCACCACGGUGCUACUGCAUUAUUGUGUUAUACUCAAUUGACCGGUCGUACUUCAGUGGAAUGGGUUCCUAUUGUAUUGAAUUUGGCAGUUCACGUUGUCAUGUAUUGGUAUUAUUUCUUGAGUUCUUGUGGCAUUAGAGUUUGGUGGAAAGAGUGGGUUACUAGGUUUCAAAUCGUUCAAUUUUUAAUUGAUUUGGUUUUUGUUUAUUUUGCUACUUAUACUUAUUAUGCUAAUAAAUUUUUCGAUGAUAUUCUUCCAAAUAUGGGUACUUGUUAUGGUACUCAAGAUGCUGCUGCUUACGGGUAUUUAAUUUUGACUUCCUAUUUGGUUUUAUUUAUUUCAUUUUACAUUAAGAAUUAUGGAAAGAAGCGCCCUUCUAAAAAAGCUAGUACUGUUACUGCUGCAGGUAGUGCUCCAGUCACCAAGAAAAGCAGAAAAGCUUAA
Messenger RNA from Saccharomycodes ludwigii, 1005 nucleotides. RefSeq names its product fatty acid elongase ELO3 (gene ELO3). Gene Ontology annotation, molecular function: fatty acid elongase activity. The record is from RefSeq and is a predicted model, not a curated record. Lineage: Eukaryota; Fungi; Ascomycota; Saccharomycetes; Saccharomycodales; Saccharomycodaceae. Gene Ontology annotation, biological process: fatty acid elongation, saturated fatty acid; very long-chain fatty acid biosynthetic process; fatty acid elongation, polyunsaturated fatty acid. Gene Ontology annotation, cellular component: endoplasmic reticulum membrane. The transcript has a single exon. Bases 1 to 1005 code for a protein of 334 amino acids.